Messenger RNA from Effrenium voratum, 7736 nucleotides. The record is from the annotation of a GenBank genome assembly. NCBI's taxonomy places the organism in Eukaryota, Dinophyceae, Suessiales, Symbiodiniaceae.
UGGCUCAGCAACCGGCCAUGCUCGUCAGCGCCACGUGUGCGCACGGCGUGCCGGCGGGCAGUUACAUCAGUGUCACCAGCGGCGGGCAAAGGACGCUGCGGCGACUGGCCUUGGGCAGGACCCUGCGCUUCCCGGCCUCCGGCAGCCUUAAGCUGGAGGUCUUGGAGGUGGUAGGCUCCUGCCACAUCGUCCGGCAGCCGGGACACCAGAGCGUGACCGUGUCGCUGCCCCAGCGGAUGGAGCUGGAGGUGGAGAUCCUCCCCGAUAACGGGAAGACUGCAGACAUCCACAAAGCGGCCAGCUCAGAGGAGAAUGGUCAAUACCUGGCCGCGCACGGCCUGCCGGACUACUUCAAGUCCUUGGUCGCCACACUUCUCCUACAGAAGCCUCCAGAUCCCUUUGCCUGGAUGACAUCGCAGCUGACAGGACAAAUCACAGCAGUCAGCCCAGCUCAGAUUGCACAAGUACGGCGUGCGCCUAGCUUCAAGGGAGGUGCCUGCGUGAUCACUGGUCCAAGUGGUGUGGGCAAGUCCACCUUGAUCAAGAAGCUCAUGGCAGAAUUCCCUGGGCAAUUUGGCUUUUCUGUGUCGCACACGACUCGAGACCCACGACCAGGGGAGCAGGAUGGUGUGGACUACCACUUUGUCUCGCGCGAGCAGAUGCAGCGGGAUAUUGAUGCAGGGCUGUUUGUGGAGCAUGCCGAGGUGCAUGGCAACCUCUAUGGUACGUCCAUGGCAGCAGUAGAGGAUGUGACGAGGAAAGGCAGGGUGUGCCUGCUGGACAUCGACGUGCAGGGCGCAGCCAAUGUGCGAAAGUCGUCUCUGUCAAAGACUUGCUCUUUUGUUUUCUUUGCCCCGCCCACUGCAGCAGUGCUGGAGCAGCGCUUGCGCGGAAGAGGCACAGAAACCGAGGAGAGGAUUCAGAAGCGGCUUACGGGUUCCUUGAAAGAGCUCGCCAUCUAUGAGUCGGACCCGGAUGCAUGGGAUCUGACGCUGAAGUGGCACAAUGAGCAGGUGGAAGAUGCAUACCAAGAGUUCCGCAGCUUUCUGGUGAACCAGAUUCCGGAGGCAAGCGCUGCAGCAGACAUUGCCACUGUAAGACGGGCUCCCAGUUUCAAGGGAGGUGCCUGCGUGAUCACUGGUCCAAGUGGUGUGGGCAAGUCCACCUUGAUCAAGAAGCUCAUGGCAGAAUUCCCAGGGCAAUUUGGCUUUUCUGUGUCGCACACGACUCGAGACCCACGACCAGGGGAGCAGGAUGGUGUGGACUACCACUUUGUCUCACGCGAGCAGAUGCAGCGGGAUAUUGAUGCAGGGCUGUUUGUGGAGCAUGCCGAGGUGCAUGGCAACCUCUAUGGUACGUCCAUGGCAGCAGUAGAGGAUGUGACGAGGACAGGCAGGGUGUGCCUGCUGGACAUCGACGUGCAGGGCGCAGCCAAUGUGCGAAAGUCGUCUCUGUCAAAGACUUGCUCUUUUGUUUUCUUUGCCCCGCCCACUGCAGCAGUGCUGGAGCAGCGCUUGCGCGGAAGAGGCACAGAAACCGAGGACAGGAUUCAGAAGCGGCUCACGGGUUCCUUGAAAGAGCUCGCCAUCUAUGAGUCGGACCCGGAUGCAUGGGAUCUGACGCUGAAGUGGUACAAUGAGCAGGUGGAAGAUGCAUACCAAGAGUUCCGCAGCUUUCUGGUGAACCAGAUUCCGGAGGCAAGCGCUGCAGCAGACAUUGCCACUGUAAGACGGGCUCCCACUUUCAAGGGAGGUGCCUGCGUGAUCACAGGUCCAAGUGGUGUGGGCAAGUCCACCUUGAUCAAGAAGCUCAUGGCAGAAUUCCCAGGGCAAUUUGGCUUUUCUGUGUCGCACACGACUCGAGACCCACGACCAGGGGAGCAGGAUGGUGUGGACUACCACUUUGUCUCGCGCGAGCAGAUGCAGCGGGAUAUUGAUGCAGGGCUGUUUGUGGAGCAUGCCGAGGUGCAUGGCAACCUGUAUGGUACGUCCAUGGCAGCAGUAGAGGAUGUGACGAGGAAAGGCAGGGUGUGCCUGCUGGACAUCGACGUGCAAGGAGCAGCCAAUGUGCGAAAGUCGUCUCUGUCAAAGACUUGCUCUUUUGUUUUCUUUGCCCCGCCCACUGCAGCAGUGCUGGAGCAGCGCUUGCGCGGAAGAGGCACAGAAACCGAGGAGAGGAUUCAGAAGCGGCUCACGGGUUCCUUGAAAGAGCUCGCCAUCUAUGAGUCGGACCCGGAUGCAUGGGAUCUGACGCUGAAGUGGCACAAUGAGCAGGUGGAAGAUGCAUACCAAGAGUUCCGCAGCUUUCUGGUGAACCAGAUUCCGGAGGGAAGUGCUGCAGCGGACGUUGCCACUGCAAGACGGGCUCCCAGUUUCAAGGGGGGUGCCUGCGUGAUCACAGGUCCAAGUGGUGUGGGCAAGUCCACCUUGAUCAAGAAGCUCAUGGCAGAAUUCCCUGGGCAAUUUGGCUUUUCUGUGUCGCACACGACUCGAGACCCACGACCAGGGGAGCAGGAUGGUGUGGACUACCACUUUGUCUCGCGCGAGCAGAUGCAGCGGGAUAUUGAUGCAGGGCUGUUUGUGGAGCAUGCCGAGGUGCAUGGCAACCUCUAUGGUACGUCCAUGGCAGCAGUAGAGGAUGUGACGAGGAAAGGCAGGGUGUGCCUGUUGGACAUCGACGUGCAAGGAGCAGCCAAUGUGCGAAAGUCGUCUCUGUCAAAGACUUGCUCUUUUGUUUUCUUUGCCCCGCCCACUGCAGCAGUGCUGGAGCAGCGCUUGCGCGGAAGAGGCACAGAAACAGAGGAGAGGAUUCAGAAGCGGCUCACGGGUUCCUUGAAAGAACUUGCCAUCUAUGAGUCGGACCCGGAUGCAUGGGAUCUGACGCUGAAGUGGUACAAUGAGCAGGUGGAAGAUGCAUACCAAGAGUUCCGCAGCUUUCUGGUGAACCAGAUUCCGGAGGCAAGUGCUGCAGCAGACAUUGCCACUGCAAGACGGGCUCCCAGUUUCAAGGGGGGUGCCUGCGUGAUUACGGGUCCAAGUGGUGUGGGCAAGUCAACCUUGAUCAAGAAGCUCGUGGCAGAAUUCCCUGGGCAAUUUGGCUUUUCUGUGUCGCACACGACUCGAGACCCACGAGCAGGGGAGCAGGAUGGUGUGGACUACCACUUUGUCUCGCGCGAGCAGAUGCAGCGGGAUAUUGAUGCAGGGCUGUUUGUGGAGCAUGCCGAGGUGCAUGGCAACCUCUAUGGGACGUCCAUGGCAGCGGUAGAGGAUGUGACGAGGAAAGGCAGGGUGUGCCUGUUGGACAUCGACGUGCAAGGAGCAGCCAAUGUGCGAAAGUCGUCUCUGUCAAAGACUUGCUCUUUUGUUUUCUUUGCCCCGCCCACCGCAGCAGUGCUGGAGCAGCGCUUGCGCGGACGAGGCACAGAAACAGAGGAGAGGAUUCAGAAGCGUCUCACGGGUUCCUUGAAAGAACUUGCCAUCUAUGAGUCGGACCCGGAUGCAUGGGAUCUGACGCUGAAGUGGUACAAUGAGCAGGUGGAAGAUGCAUACCAAGAGUUCCGCAGCUUUCUGGUGAACCAGAUUCCGGAGGCAAGCGCUGCAGCAGACAUUGCCACUGUAAGACGGGCUCCCAGUUUCAAGGGAGGUGCCUGCGUGAUCACUGGUCCAAGUGGGGUGGGCAAGUCCACCUUGAUCAAGAAGCUCAUGGCAGAAUUCCCUGGGCAAUUUGGCUUUUCUGUGUCGCACACGACUCGAGACCCACGAGCAGGGGAGCAGGAUGGUGUGGACUACCACUUUGUCUCGCGCGAGCAGAUGCAGCGGGAUAUUGAUGCAGGGCUGUUUGUGGAGCAUGCCGAGGUGCAUGGCAACCUCUAUGGUACGUCCAUGGCAGCAGUAGAGGAUGUGACGAGGAAAGGCAGGGUGUGCCUGCUGGACAUCGACGUGCAGGGCGCAGCCAAUGUGCGAAAGUCGUGUCUGUCAAAGACUUGUUCUUUUGUUUUCUUUGCCCCGCCCACUGCAGCAGUGCUGGAGCAGCGCUUGCGAGGAAGAGGCACAGAAACCGAGGAGAGGAUUCAGAAGCGGCUUGCAGGGUCCUUGAAAGAGCUUGCCAUCUAUGAGUCGGACUCGGAUGCAUGGGAUCUGACGCUGAAGUGGCACAAUGAGCAGGUGGAAGAUGCAUACCAAGAGUUCCGCAGCUUUCUGGUGAACCAGAUUCCGGAGGCAAGUGCCGCAGCAGACAUUGCCACUGUAAGACGGGCUCCCAGUUUCAAGGGAGGUGCCUGCGUGAUCACUGGUCCAAGUGGUGUGGGCAAGUCCACCUUGAUCAAGAAGCUCAUGGCAGAAUUCCCUGGGCAAUUUGGCUUUUCUGUGUCGCACACGACUCGAGACCCACGAGCAGGGGAGCAGGAUGGUGUGGACUACCACUUUGUCUCGCGCGAGCAGAUGCAGCGGGAUAUUGAUGCAGGGCUGUUUGUGGAGUAUGCCGAGGUGCACGGCAACCUCUAUGGGACGUCCAUGGCAACAGUACAGGAUGUGAUGAGAAAAGGCAGGGUGUGCCUGUUGGACAUCGACGUGCAGGGCGCAGCCAAUGUGCGAAAGUCGUCUCUGUCAAAGACUUGCUCUUUUGUUUUCUUUGCCCCGCCCACUGCAGCAGUGCUGGAGCAGCGCUUGCGAGGAAGAGGCACAGAAACAGAGGAGAGGAUUCAGAAGCGGCUCACAGGGUCCUUGAAAGAGCUUGCCAUCUAUGAGUCGGACCCGGAUGCAUGGGAUCUGACGCUGAAGUGGUACAAUGAGCAGGUGGAAGAUGCAUACCAAGAGUUCCGCAGCUUUCUGGUGAACCAGAUUCCGGAGGCAAGUGCCGCAGCAGACAUUGCCACUGUAAGACGGGCUCCCAGUUUCAAGGGAGGUGCCUGCGUGAUCACUGGUCCAAGUGGUGUGGGCAAGUCCACCUUAAUCAAGAAGCUCAUGGCAGAAUUCCCUGGGCAAUUUGGCUUUUCUGUGUCGCACACGACUCGAGACCCACGAGCAGGUGAGCAGGAUGGUGUGGACUAUCACUUUGUCUCACGCGAGCAGAUGCAGCGGGAUAUCGAUGCAGGACUGUUUGUGGAGCAUGCCGAGGUGCAUGGCAACCUCUAUGGGACGUCCAUGGCAGCAGUAAAGGAUGUGAUGAGAGAAGGCAGGGUGUGCCUGCUGGACAUCGACGUGCAGGGCGCAGCCAAUGUGCGAAAGUCGUCUCUGUCAAAGACUUGCUCUUUUGUUUUCUUUGCCCCGCCCACUGCAGCAGUGCUGGAGCAGCGCUUGCGCGGAAGAGGCACAGAAACAGAGGAGAGGAUUCAGAAGCGGCUCACGGGUUCCUUGAAAGAGCUUGCCAUCUAUGAGUCGGACCCGGAUGCAUGGGAUCUGACGUUGAAGUGGUACAAUGAGCAGGUGGAAGAUGCAUACCAAGAGUUCCGCAGCUUUCUGGUGAACCAGAUUCCGGAGGCAAGUGCUGCAGCAGACAUUGCCACUGUAAGACGGGCUCCCAGUUUCAAGGGAGGUGCCUGUGUGAUCACUGGUCCAAGUGGUGUGGGCAAGUCCACCUUGAUCAAGAAGCUCAUGGCAGAAUUCCCUGGGCAAUUUGGCUUUUCUGUGUCGCACACGACUCGAGACCCACGAGCAGGAGAGCAGGAUGGUGUGGACUAUCACUUUGUCUCACGCGAGCAGAUGCAGCGGGAUAUCGAUGCAGGACUGUUUGUGGAGCAUGCCGAGGUGCAUGGCAACCUCUAUGGGACGUCCAUGGCAGCGGUAGAGGACGUGAUGAGGAAAGGCAGGGUGUGCCUGUUGGACAUCGACGUGCAGGGCGCAGCCAAUGUGCGAAAGUCGUCUCUGUCAAAGACUUGCUCUUUUGUUUUCUUUGCCCCGCCCACUGCAGCAGUGCUGGAGCAGCGCUUGCGAGGAAGAGGCACAGAAACAGAGGAGAGGAUUCAGAAGCGGCUUGCAGGGUCCUUGAAAGAGCUCGCCAUCUAUGAGUCGGACCCGGAUGCAUGGGAUUUGACGCUGAAGUGGUACAAUGAGCAGGUGGAAGAUGCAUACAAAGAGUUCCGCAGCUUUCUGGUGAACCAGAUUCCGGAGGCAAGUGCCGCAGCAGACAUUGCCACUGUAAGACGGGCUCCCAGUUUCAAGGGAGGUGCCUGCGUGAUCACUGGUCCAAGUGGUGUGGGCAAGUCCACCUUGAUCAAGAAGCUCAUGGCAGAAUUCCCUGGGCAAUUUGGCUUUUCUGUGUCGCACACGACUCGAGACCCACGAGCAGGGGAGCAGGAUGGUGUGGACUACCACUUUGUCUCACGCGAGCAGAUGCAGCGGGAUAUCGAUGCAGGACUGUUUGUGGAGCAUGCCGAGGUGCAUGGCAACCUCUAUGGGACGUCCAUGGCAGCAGUAAAGGAUGUGAUGAGAAAAGGCAGGGUGUGCCUGCUGGACAUCGACGUGCAGGGCGCAGCCAAUGUGCGAAAGUCGUCUCUGUCAAAGACUUGCUCUUUUGUUUUCUUUGCCCCGCCCACUGCAGCAGUGCUGGAGCAGCGCUUGCGCGGAAGAGGCACAGAAACAGAGGAGAGGAUUCAGAAGCGGCUCACGGGUUCCUUGAAAGAGCUUGCCAUCUAUGAGUCGGACCCGGAUGCAUGGGAUCUGACGCUGAAGUGGUACAAUGAGCAGGUGGAAGAUGCAUACCAAGAGUUCCGCAGCUUUCUGGUGAACCAGAUUCCGGAGGCAAGUGCCGCCGCAGACAUUGCCACUGUAAGACGGGCUCCCAGCUUCAAGGGAGGUGCCUGCGUGAUCACUGGUCCAAGUGGUGUGGGCAAGUCCACCUUGAUCAAGAAGCUCAUGGCAGAAUUCCCUGGGCAAUUUGGCUUUUCUGUGUCGCACACGACUCGAGACCCACGACCAGGGGAGCAGGAUGGUGUGGACUAUCACUUUGUCUCACGCGAGCAGAUGCAGCGGGAUAUCGAUGCAGGACUGUUUGUGGAGCAUGCCGAGGUGCAUGGCAACCUCUAUGGGACGUCCAUGGCAGCGGUAGAGGAUGUAAUGAGGAAAGGCAGGGAGUGCCUGUUGGACAUCGACGUGCAGGGCGCAGCCAAUGUGCGAAAGUCGUCUCUGUCAAAGACUUGCUCUUUUGUUUUCUUUGCCCCGCCCACUGCAGCAGUGCUGGAGCAGCGCUUGCGAGGAAGAGGCACAGAAACAGAGGAGAAGAUUCAGAAGCGGCUUACGGGGUCCUUGAAAGAGCUUGCCAUCUAUGAGUCGGACCCGGAUGCAUGGGACCUGACGCUGAAGUGGUACAAUGAGCAGGUGGAAAAUGCAUACCAAGAGUUCCGCAGCUUUCUGGUGAACCAGAUUCCUGAGGCAAGUGCAGCAACCGAAGCCACCACUACAUGAAUCGUGAGAUGAUGCCAGUUGCUGUUUGCAUGAGUUUGUGAAACUCCAAACGGAGUAUUGUUCAGGUUGGUGCAGCACAUCUUUGCAUAUGCAGCCGGUUUGCAUGCUCCAUUCCUCUCCAACAUGCUGCCUUGACCGGAAGGCCCACUUGCAAUCUCUGCAUGGGCAGAGUCAAGGCAUUGGCAUGUUCACGGCUGCCUGAUGCGAAACAGCAGGCUAUCUUCCGCCGGUCUCAUCUUCGGCUCGCUCCCGCCCGCAUGCCCGCAUGCGGUGGGUUGCGGCUCGCCAAAUGGCGAGGCGCCACGUGCAGGCAAAUGAGUGUCAGGUCUCUGGAGG